CUAAUUUCAUUCUUAUGUUUUCUCUCCACACAAUCAACACAAUCAGCUCCCCAUGAAACUCAAAAGAUACGAACCCUAACCCCUUCCUUCUGCCGAUAUGCGUAACCCCAUUGAUUUCAUAUAUACAUGGAAUCGAUCCUAUGCGUUCUACUUCUGCUGAUAUGGAAUCGAUCCUAUGCGUAACCCCAGGAAGCCUUGAGAGGCACCACGUCGACCAUCAACAAUUUUCGAUCCUGUGUGUUCUACUUCAGAUGCAGAUGAAAUAUGUUGAAGCUCGAUUAGGAGAUCGAGUUCUUUAUGCAGGGUCAUUUUCUUCCCACUUUUCCUAUUUCAUGUUGUUGUUGCCAGAGGAAGAUUCUCAUUACCUGCACCAUCAGUUCCCCAUUGGGAACCAUGUCAUGCAGUUGUUGCCACACCUUUGCUUAUUGCAUUUGAACUGCUUCUUUUCAUCUAUCUUGAAAAUAGCCAUGUUACUAAGCCUCCACCUUUAA
Lactuca virosa is the source of this 491-nucleotide messenger RNA. The record is from the annotation of a GenBank genome assembly. NCBI's taxonomy places the organism in Eukaryota, Viridiplantae, Streptophyta, Magnoliopsida, Asterales, Asteraceae.